AUGGGCAAGAGAGGAAAGAGUCAGAAGAAAGUCGAUGGAAAGCCUAAUAAGAGAAAGCUCCGUGAUGAUAAUGGUGUCAUUGAAGAUGACAUGGACGACGAAAUUGAUGCAUUUCACAAACAAAGAGAUAUUGUUCCUCUGGACAUUAAUGAAGAGGCUGAGGAUUCUGAUGAAGAUAACGAGCAACCUGUCUUUGACUUUGAGAAUAUUAAUGAUGGCGACGAUGAUGACACCCAUGAUACCGGCUUUGCUGCAAAAACAAAAGUUUUAACGGCAAAGUUCGGUGGAGUUGAGGAUGAAAUGCAUGAUGAUGAUGAAGAGGAUGAGGAAGAUCAAAACCCUGUAUGGGGUGGAAGGAAGCAGCAAUAUUAUGAUGCUGAUAAUCGUGAUUUUGAGCAACAAUCAAGUGGCGAUGAGUCUGCGAAAGAGGAAGAGGCAGAAGUGCUGAGGCUGCAAAGAGAAAGGGCAAAAUCAGCAACGCGGGAUGACUUUGGGCUUGAAGAUAUUUGUCAAAAUGAGAGUGAUGCCGAAUUAACUUUUGAGGAAAUUUCACGUAAGGGAAAAAGUACAAAGAAGUCUCCAAUGGGAAUUGAAGUUUCAGAUGACAUGGGUACAGCUUAUGAGGAGGUGAAGAAAGACUUGAAUUCUUUGUCAAAGGAGGAGAAAAUGGAUGUUUUAUAUAGUUCCGCUCCAGAAUUAAUUGGGUUGUUGUCAGAGCUGAAUGAUGCACUUGAAGAGCUUCAAAGCAGAGUUAAUCCACUUUUAGGCAAGGUUAAAAAUGGGGAGGUCAUGUUGGAAGGAGGGAUGCGCUAUUUAGAGGUAAAGCAGCUUCUUCUGCUGGCCUAUUGUCAAGUCAUAACGUUCUACCUUCUUCUCAAGUCCGAAGGCCAACAAGUUCGUGAUCAUCCUGUACUUGCUCGCCUAAUAGAGAUCAAGAGUUUGUUGGAUAAGAUGAAGCAACUUGAUGGGAAUCUACCAUCCGACUUUGAGGAAAUUCUCAACAAAUAUAAUGGGAUGGAAGCAGUAGUGAAGUCGGUUAAAGAGACUGCUACUGAAGCAUCUGGUUCUCUUGCUGAGGGUUACAGUCGCCCACCUGCCUUUGCUGAGGCAGAAGAAGCAGCUGCGCCACAUGACAUUGCUGUGUUGGAAAAGGUGGAGUCUCUGAAGGAUAAUCAGAACAAGGUGGGAAAGCGCAAAUGUCAGAAUGAUGAAGUUGGUGUACAGAGCAUGAAAAUGUUGAAAGUAAGAGCUGCCCUUGAGGAAAAGUUGAAGCAAAAGGGUGUCUUCAGUUCCAUCACUCCAAAAACUGAUAAACCCCGGAAACUUCUAAAGCCAUUGAAUGGGAAGCUUGAAUCAUAUGAUGAUUUUGAUGAUGACGCCGUAAAUGCUGAAGGCGCCAUCCAUGGAUUGACCAAUGGGCAUGCAAGUAAGCUCUCCCAACUUGUUGGUGCUAAUCCAAAUAAGUCCAAGGUUGUCUCAGGUGAUGAUGAUUUACCUCAGAGAGAUGAUAUUGGGGAGAGGCGGAGAAAGCAUGAGCUCCGAGUACUGGCAGGAGCUGGAAUCAAGUCUGAUGGUGAUGCUGGAGAUGAAAAUGGCGCUAUUUCUGAUGAUGGAGAUGUUGAGAUGGAUGAUAGUGGAACUGGAGAUUCAGAAGAUGAAUUUUACGAACAAGUGAAAGAAAAACGAGCUGCAAAACUUGCUGCCAAAGCUCAGAUUUAUUCAAGGUCCUCUACAGUUCCAUCUUUGGUCGAAACUGAAUCUGUCGACGGGAAACGCCACAUUACUUAUCAGAUGGAGAAGAAUAGAGGACUUACUCGUGCUCGCAAGAAGCUGAUCAAGAAUCCAAGAAAGAAGUACAAGUUGAAGCACCAGAAAGCACAAGAGCGUAGAAAAGGACAGGUAAGAGAAGUCAAGAAGCCUAUUGGUCCCUAUGGCGGGGAGACCUCUGGAAUCAAUGCAGGAAUCAGCCGGAGCAUCAGAUUCAAGAACUAA
This is a messenger RNA of Prunus armeniaca (apricot), 1992 nucleotides long. NCBI's taxonomy places the organism in Eukaryota, Viridiplantae, Streptophyta, Magnoliopsida, Rosales, Rosaceae. The record is from the annotation of a GenBank genome assembly.